UGCCCUCAUCUUUUAUCUUUUCCCAGGCAAGCAUGGGAUCUUGCUGUGGAUAUAUGCCUUUCUCAGCUGCCUACCAUUAUAGAGGAAGGAACUGCAUUUAGGCACAGCCCAUUCUUCGCUGAACAGCUUACAGCCUUUCAGGUAUGGCUAACAAUGGGAGUGGAAAACCGCAAUCCUCCUGAACAGCUCCCUAUUGUAUUGCAGGUAUUGCUGAGUCAAGUACAUCGGCUACGAGCUCUUGAUUUACUGGGCCGUUUUUUGGAUCUGGGUCCCUGGGCUGUUAGUUUGGCUUUAUCUGUUGGCAUUUUCCCCUAUGUAUUAAAGCUCCUUCAAAGUUCUGCUCGAGAAUUAAGACCUCUUCUAGUCUUCAUCUGGGCCAAAAUCCUUGCAGUGGACAGUUCAUGCCAAGCUGACCUUGUGAAGGACAAUGGUCACAAAUAUUUCCUUUCUGUUUUGGCAGAUCCCUACAUGCCGGCUGAACAUAGAACAAUGACAGCUUUCAUCCUGGCAGUGAUCGUCAACAACUACAACACAGGACAGGAAGCCUGCCUUCAAGGGAACUUGAUUGCCAUUUGCCUGGAACAGCUGAAUGAUCCACACCCUCUGCUGCGCCAGUGGGUGGCUAUUUGCUUGGGACGUAUCUGGCAAAAUUUCGACUCUGCAAGGUGGUGUGGUGUGAGGGAUAGUGCUCAUGAAAAGCUCUAUAGUCUCCUCUCUGAUUCAAUACCAGAGGUUCGCUGUGCAGCAGUCUUUGCCCUUGGCACCUUUGUAGGCAAUUCUGCUGAGCGGACUGAUCAUUCCACUACUAUAGAUCAUAACGUUGCCAUGAUGCUGGCCCAGCUCAUUAAUGAUGGAAGCCCCAUGGUCCGAAAGGAGUUAGUUGUGGCACUGAGUCACCUUGUGGUUCAGUAUGAAAGCAAUUUCUGUACAGUUGCCUUACAGUUUAUGGAAGAAGAGAAGAACUAUGCAUUGCCCUCACCUGCUGCUCCAGAGGGUGGAAGUCUGACUCCAGUCCGAGAUAAUCCAUGUACUCCAAAGCUCCGUUCUGUCAGCUCCUAUGGAAACAUUCGAGCAGUCACUACAGCAAGGAACUUGAAUAAGUCUCUGCAGAAUCUCAGUUUGAAUGAAGAAUCUGGGAGCUCUGUUGCAUUUUCCCCUGGGAACCUGAGCACCAGCAGCAGCGCCAGCAGCACCUUGGGCAGCCCUGAAAAUGAAGAAUAUAUCUUGUCUUUUGAGACGAUUGACAAGAUGAGGAGAGUCAGCUCCUAUUCAUCAUUGAAUUCUCUGAUAGGGGUCUCUUUCAAUAGUGUUUAUACCCAAAUUUGGAGAGUCCUCUUACACUUGGCUGCUGAUCCAUACCCUGAUGUUUCAGACCUGGCCAUGAAAGUGCUGAACAGCAUUGCUUACAAGGCAACUGUAAAUGCCCGCCCCCAGCGCAUCCUUGACACAUCCUCUGUCACACAUUCUGCUCCAGCCAGUCCUACUAACAAAGGCAUGCACAUACAUCAAGUAGGAGGGUCACCACCCACUGCCAGUACCAGCAGCUCUAGUUUGACCAAUGAUGUGACAAAACAGCCUGUCAAUCGGGACAUCUCAUCCGUAAGACCUGCAAAUGUUGGCAACAUGGGAGUGCAGUACACUCCCCACUCCCACCAGUUUCCUAGGACAAGGAAAAUGUUUGACAAAGGCCCAGAUCAGACAGCUGAUGAUACUGAUGAUACUGUGGGUCCCAAAAAUUUCAUGUCAGCAACGAUGCAGACAGGGUUUUGUGAUUGGAGUGCCAAAUAUUUUGCCCAGCCAGUGAUGAAGAUUCCAGAAGAGCACGAUUUGGAGAGCCAGAUCCGCAAAGAGAGGGAAUGGCGAUUUCUGCGCAAUGCCCGAGUCCGAAAGCAAGCACAGAAAAUUAUCCAAAAAGGUAUUUCAAGACUAGAUGAUCAAAUAUUUCUGAACAGGAACCCUGGGAUGCCUUCUGUAGUCAAGUUUCACCCAUUCACCCCAUGUAUAGCAGUGGCUGACAAAGAUAGCAUCUGUUUUUGGGAUUGGGAAAAAGGGGAAAAGUUGGACUAUUUUCACAAUGGAAACCCACGUUAUACUAGGAUCACUGCCAUGGAAUAUCUGAAUGGACAAGACUGUUCUCUACUCCUGACUGCUACAGAUGAUGGUGCUAUAAGGGUAUGGAAGAACUUCGCUGACCUGGAGAAGAACCCAGAGAUGGUAACAGCCUGGCAGGGUUUGUCAGACAUGCUACCAACAACACGUGGUCUGGCCCGAAGGGUUUCAAUCUAUCUUGACAGAAGUAAACAGGGAGGAGCAGGAAUGGUGGUGGAUUGGGAACAAGAAACUGGACUUCUCAUGACUUCCGGAGAUGUGCGCAUUAUCCGAAUCUGGGAUACAGACCGAGAAAUGAAAGUGCAGGAUAUUCCCACUGGGGCUGACAGCUGCGUCACCAGUCUGUCCUGUGAUUCUCAUCGUUCACUCAUUGUAGCAGGGCUUGGAGAUGGCUCCAUUCGGGUUUAUGACCGACGGAUGGCUCUGAGUGAAUGUCGUGUGAUGACCUAUCGAGAGCAUACAGCCUGGGUGGUGAAGGCAUAUUUGCAGAAACAUCCUGAAGGCAACAUCAUGAGUGUCAGCGUAAAUGGAGAUGUCCGUUUCUUUGACCCAAGAAUGCCAGAAUCAGUAAAGGUCCUUCAGAUAGUCAAAGGACUAACAGCUUUGGACAUUCACCCCCAAGCCAACUUAUUUGCAUGCGGUUCUAUGAAUCAGUUCACUGCAAUCUACAAUGGGCAUGGUGAGCUGAUCAACAAUAUCAAGUAUUAUGAUGGAUUCAUGGGCCAGAGAGUGGGUGCCAUCAGCUGCCUAGCCUUUCAUCCACACUGGCCUCAUCUGGCAGUUGGAAGCAACGACUACUACAUCUCCGUGUAUUCAGUAGAGAAACGAAUCAGAUAACAGUGUGUGACUGCUUUGUCAGGGCAGGACAUCUUCUGGCAGGCGAAACCAUGGCUCACUUUAUGAUGUACAUAGUGAAAAUAUGACUUGAAUGUUUAGUGUUGGCUGCUGCUGCUGUGCAACCCCGUAACUUGAACGUUUUUUUCUUCCUGACUUAGCUACUGAUGAUUCUGCAUCAGAGGGGAGGGAGAGAAGCAUGGUUUUCUUCACAGCCAGAACUUCCAGGAACUAUUGGAAAGGAGAAUUUAAGUUUUCAGUGAGUUCCACCACCACCACCACCACCACCACCACCACCAAUGACUGCUUCUCUGGUUGUUUAAACUAUGAGACAACUUCUUCUCAGAACAGGGAUGGGGCUUCCUCUAAAUCAGGAAUGAAUUCUGAACAUAUCUACUGUUCCACAUAUUUUUCCUAGAAAGUCUGUGGCUGCUACCUGUUUUGUGCCAAGUGCUAGCCCUGGCAGUUGCAUGCUAGCAGGCUGCCUGAUUUGGAUAGUCCAUGUGUAUUUUUCCACUCUGUAUGCCACUGGCCAUCUCUGUCAUUCACUGUCCUGCUGGAAAUAAGAGAAAGUAUUAGUGGGAAUCCUAAGGGGGAGAGAGAGAAUGUCAAUGCUGCAGAUAUAGAGUUGGCUGCCACUAUGGAAGGGAAAACAGGAAACUACCCCAGUUUCUGUGGUGUUCAUUGGAAAACAGGUGUACAUCUGAGUAGCUGUAUCAAAAAGCAUCACAGGGCAAGAGACCUUCCCCUUUUAUGCCCUCUCCAUCCGUAAGCAGUGAUCCUCUGCUCCUUUUGCUCAUGGUAGAACCCCAUAAGCACAAGAAAUGGCCUGCUACCUCUGCAGAGACAGUAAAGAUUUCACUUAUGGUACCACUGCCUUAAAUCCUCCCUCCCUCCCCAACUCUGUUUUGCAGAAGUGCUAUUGAUUAGCUUAGUAAUGGAUGCAGGUACUUGCAGCAGGCAUAUUGACCAGUGCCCAAGUAGAAGUCCUCCUCUGCUUCAGAUACUUGCACAGCGGCAAGCUCUGCAUAUGCCUAGGACUUUUAUAUUUGCAGGGGCAUGUGAUCACUGCAAAGAACUGUUGAUUUCCCACACCUUGGAGACCAUGAUCUGGCCAAAGCCUAAGAGAAAUAAUCUCAUGUAGAGAACUGCCUGAAUAGCUUA
Messenger RNA from Python bivittatus (Burmese python), 4107 nucleotides. The record is from RefSeq and is a predicted model, not a curated record. NCBI's taxonomy places the organism in Eukaryota, Metazoa, Chordata, Lepidosauria, Squamata, Pythonidae.